CUCUUCUUUGCGUGGCUCUCCGUCACGUUCACGCCGCUCCCGCUCUCCGAGUUGACGUCGAAAAAGCCUGAAAUUAAAAGCGAACUUUCGAGGUGCGCCGAACCGAUGUUGCGCGGGCAGUCGCGUGCGUACACGCCGCUGGUCUUCUCCAAAUUGCACCCUCGGUGCAAUGAGAAGAACAUGUACCCCGCAUCCCUCCGUUCCGUUGCUGAUUCAUUGAUAUGAGUACGCGCACGUCGCGAGACGCUCGUCGCAAUUCGAGAUUUUGCGAGCGAUCGUCGCAACGAUAGUGAAUGCAUCUUGAUUCCCGACCGAGUGGGAUUUCGGAUCUCGGAAUUUCUAUUCGGGAAAAUCGCGAAUGAGAGUGCACGCUCAUCGAAACGGCGACGAGCGUAGUGCCGCGCGGUUUGUUGGAGCGCAGUCGCUCGAUAUGACUGGCAAGUGCGAUCUCGCGUGAUCGCGAUUUCGUUGGAGCAGCGUUUAUCCCGAGCGCGUCCCAUUUCCGGUCGUUCGCCGCUCGGAAGCGCGCCGUAUUCGCGAACGAGUGCGCCGAUCAUGAAUCUGCACGACGUGCGAGCUCACGCGGAUUCGACCGACAAGUCGUUCGCACGGAGCCAAGGGAUCUUUACAUCGAACGCCAAAGCAUGAGGAACGACGCAUUGACGUAAUGAUGCAGAGAGCGGUGCUACUGCUCUGUUGGCUGCCGCUCCUUAACCACUGCCACGCCGUUAAUCCAGGUUGUUCUUGCGUCGUGUAUAGCAGCUCGGACAGGCCUCAAGGUGGCAAAUUUACAUCUCCCGACUUUCCCAGACGAUAUCCACCCAACAUCGAUUGCCUUCUUUACACGUUUGUUGGCCACCCUGACGAGAUCAUUGUUCUAACGUUUGAUAAGUUCAACAUUCGUCGCACCGUGCCCGAUUGUUCCAGGGGAGAUUUCCUGAAGCUAUUUUUACAUCUGGAGAGCAGAGGCGUUUCCGAGUACACGCCUUGGUCUGGUGUGCUUUGCGGAGGACUGCUUGACAUCCCGCAAGUUCUUUACAGCUCAAGAUCGACACUCAUUCUGGAGUUUCACACUGAGAGCCCACCGUCUAAUGCCACUGGCUUCUCCGGCACUUUUAAGUUCAUCGAUAGACGAAUGUUCGAGAUGGACGGUCUAUUGGUACCCGGUACGGUAUGUGACCACAAGUUUGUCAGCUCGCAGUCGACGCCGCAGUAUGGACGAUUCUACUCGCCCCGCUAUCCAUCCUCCUAUCCAAAGAACAUCCGGUGCUCUUACCUCUUCCGGGCAAGAUUGAAGGAGAGAAUUCGUUUGGUCUUCGAGGAGAUUUCUCUUCAAAAAGGAGACCUCAGUUGCCUGAAUAGGGCGGAUUUAAUCAGAGUGCACGACGGGAAGGAUUCAGGGGCGCCCACAAUAGCCGUGCUCUGCAACCAAGGAGCGGAAGUGGAGGUGCUCAGCACGGGACCAGACCUCUACGUCGAAUUCGUCGCUAAUUCCGAGUGGCCGGGCCAGGGCUUCAAGGCGAUGUUCCAAUUCCAGCCAUUGGACGAUGCACCGCAUUCUGAGCCGGACAAGGUCCCAGGGGCCGUUACGGGAAACCCCAAGUACUCGGUCAUCGGACCAGCUGUCAGCGCUACCACGUCACUCUGCGACAUGGUUUACAACAGCGAUUCAACGAAAACGGGCGUAGUCAUGUCGCCUGGAUAUCCAAACUCAUAUCCAGCCAGAUCGCAGUGUACAUACGACUUUCAAGCAAGAGGAAAGGAACGGGUGCAAGUGAUAUUCCAAGACUUGAACCUGUAUCAUACAUCGAGCGACUCAAACAACUGUGAGGGGAAUGACGGGCUGAUGGCGUACGUGUACAUAGACGGGAAGAAGGAGAGAAUAGAUUCGUUUUGCGGGGAAACACCUCCGCGGCCCAUCAUGAGCAACGGUCCGCGGCUUUCUUUGGAGUUUCAUGGAAUGACGUCAUCCCGCUACUCGAGAGGCUUUAAAGCGACGUACUCUUUCAUGGAAAACUUCGGUAUAACGACAGGUCGGCAGGAGGAGAAAUAUCCGUGUGCCUUUGUUUUCAACAGCAACGAGACCCGUAACGGUACGUUCGCGUCGCCAAACUACCCCGGGCUGUACCCUCGUAGCACGGAGUGCCACUACUUCUUCAAUGGUCAACUUAACGAGCGGGUUCACCUUCAUUUCCACUUCUUCGACGUCGAGGGAGUGCCACCGUGCGAAGCUUUAACGGCCAGCGAUUACGUUGAAUUUUCCAACUAUAUGGCCAGAGACCGGAAGUACCCAAGGUACUGCGGUCAGCAGAAAGAAUUCGACGUCUACAGCGACAGGAAGUUCUUUCGUGUUACGUUCAAGAGUAACGAUCGUCUCGAUGCCACGGGCUUUAAUGCCAGCUACGUGUUUCUGGAUGAAGAGGAAAAUUAUACGAUGAAGAUACCUACAACCGGCGGAUCGGCUCGGCACGGUGCCACGUCGCCACCGCCACUGCCGUUGCUGCUGCUGCUGCUGUUCACGUACCGUUUUCUCAUCGGCCGAGUCUCGCAUUAAAAGGUAGUCGCAGCCGGUCGGCCACGCGGAUGGAUUUACAACUGGCUCAAUUUACAACGAAUCGCAACUUUGAGAUCGAGAGCCAUCCAGAAUCACCAGAAGCUCACCGAAGAAAGUGGCGACUUCGUUGAUGAAUUUGUCGAGAGAAAGGGAAAGAAAGAGAAAGAGCGAAUGUAUGCGUGCACGCGUGUAUGUACCUACAAAGUCUAUUAUCCCUCGAGACACAACUUAAGAGAGACGGUCUUAAAUUUAUCCUCGCAUUCCUCCUCAUUCCACCUCGUUCGUGCGUGUUACGUCGACUAGCCCGAGAAGAAAGCAUCGGCAAUAAAGUAUUUUUACGCCGGUUGAACAGCGUGCAGGAGCAGCCGUGAAGAAGCUGUACGGACACGACGUCGUUCGUCAAGAAAACUCAUCGCAGCCCCGUAAGCAGGAAAGUAGGAUUAAUCGGCUGCAUCGCUGAAUUGCUGGCCGAUAGCCUACGUGGGUAAGUUACAGUCGAGCUAAUUCCUUCGGAGAUGGAUUUCUACCUUCAACCGAUCGCUGACAGCACUCUGUAGAAGCAUCGCGAUUUAUCGCCGCUAACGUACGACUGAUCCUGAUUUAAGGAAACGUAUUUUAAAGGCGCGCGGUCAUCCCUCGAUAUUAUUACAUCGAGUUUCACCAUGAUAACUUGAAGCGAAACGAAAUCUCCGUAGACCGUAAUUUCCACCGUUUUCUUUAAUACCGAGAAAGUCUUAAAAUCAUGCUCGCGUGCUCUUUGACAAAGUUUGUCUACUCGUACGACUAUUUAAACUUGGGUUUGCUCAUUCUUGAUGAGUAAUGUUUUUCACCUCUCGUGCGGACAGAUCUCUCGAGUAACCGUAGUCUGUCCGAAUAUUGCUCGAAAAUCAUACCGUAGGAAAAAUUUGCUUUCGCAGACUCGUCACGGACGGAUCUGUCACUACAUCCCCUAUACGACUGUGAUGUUCCCGAUCUUUCGUAGUUCAUUAGAAGGCGAGAACGAGUCUUAUCGUGCGCGAGAGCGGACAUUUCUAUCCAAUAAUUAAGUCCUGGCGGUACUAUUAAUCACCGAUCGCAUCGUGGGAAUUUAGAAAGCGUAUAGUUUAAGACUUCACCGUUGGGAAUCUGGUUUAACAAGCGAGCGUUAAACAAGCAGGAAAAUUGUCGGUUAGUUUAAAGUUUCGGAUUUCGAAUCCACUGCGAAAAUAAUUGACACGUUUAACGUCACGCAUGAGAGUGAUUGACGCGCGAUUCUUCAGAAUGUGCGUGUCCGCACAUUGAAUCGUUUCAAUAAUGAGCAAUACGUGAUCGACCGAAUUUACACGGGCCACUGAAGAUUAAUGGACGAUAUUUUGGAAACACUUUUUGAGAUUGCGAAAUACAUUGGCAUUGCAUUAUUCGACAUCGCGGCAACAUUGGCAUUUACUAAUUCCCCUUCAAUCUGCAUUUGAUGUGAUGAUGCGGAAAAUCGAUCGUGUUCAGCGCAAACCAAUUUUCUCGUCAAUCUGGUACAAUCACACGAGAGUGAAACGUAGUAAAUAUUAUAUAUAUAUAUAUAUAUAUCGAUUUGAUGCCUUUCAAAUGACGACGUUUGUAUUGAUUAUAAAAGUUUAAUUCCUUGUUGCUCUGGAAUUUAAUAUUUUUUAAUUCGGCGUGUUUCAUAUACACGUGUAUAUACGGAAUGUCUCGGCUGUUGCCGUCUUUCUCGUUAGAAUCUCUAAUAGGUUCUUUGACAAAUUAGAAAGUACUUUAUUGUCAUCUUCAUCAAGCGGAAGAUUAAUGAACGUGCCUCAUUCAUCGAGACAUGUCCACUUUUUAUACACUGACGAUCAAACCAUGAAAAAAGCUUCCAGUAAGUUGGAAUCGAUUCAAACUUAAAAUUUAUGAAUUUUAAAGAUGUUUCGCUUUCUCAGAAAAUGGUUUUAUAAUGAAGAAUAUGAAAUAUGGCCCGAAGCAUUUUCUCGAGCUUAUUACAGCAAUUAUGUGACAAAACCAAAUAGCGUCAUUUUCUAACAAUCCACGCGCACACAUCGCGUCGAUACAAACGCGCUGAUUGCGUUUACACAAAAUCGAAUAUCGAAGAGUAUAAACUUGAUAUUGAGUGACUCUGUUCAUGUGAAAAGUCCACGUGGAAGGUGAUACAAGUGAAGAAUAAGAAAUGAACUUUUACGAACUCGAUAUCAAAUUGUGUAUCUAUAGAUACAAAAAAAAUAACUAGGUAGCAAUACUGUCAUUAUAUAUACGUUAGACUCUACUGUGAGUAUUUUUUAAAUAGGUUUAUAAUAUGUUGAUAAAUUCUUCCGAAUUUCCAGUUGAUUUUUACAAAAAGCAGUAUGCCCAUAUGGUGUGACUCAUGCGUUUUCGUGUGUGUAUGCGUGCGUGCAAAAAAUAAAAGGAAUCGCGGUUGUGUGUGUGAUGCGGAUCAGAAAUGUAUGAUCAGAAAUCACUUUUGUUUUCCGUUAUUCCCAUGUUAACGAUAAGAAGAGAAAAAAGGGCAACACUAUUAGUAAGUUGAAUAACUAAAUUGGCACUAUAUGAGAUGCUUAUAUGUAACUAUCACCAUGUAAAUAUUGUUACAUUCAAUUCGUUUUAACAGCUGUCACUAUACAUAGCCACAUUGUCUCUCAUCGUAUAACUAGUGAUUCACCAACAGAAAGAACCGAUUAGAAGCAGAAAUCGCAGUUCUUUGAUAAUCGGAGAAAAUACAAAUCUCUUUUGUUAUUAACUAAUUUGGAUGCAUUGUUAACGUAACGACAUUAAUUUUAUGAUCAAAAUUCUAAUGAUCAACUGAUCGAUAGCAAGUUAAUUUUCUAUAGCAUAUACGCAGAAAUUAAUUAAUUUUAUGAUUAAUUUCAUGAUAGAUAUAAAUUAGUAUUAAUUUUGUAAUUGGCACUUAUGAUCGAUUGAUUGAUUGGGAGUUAAUUUAUUAUAACAUGUAAUUUCAAUGAAAUGGAUUUACAAUAUAAUUCGUUCAUGAGAUAUACUAUUGUCUAUAAAUUUGAAAACGCGUAAAUAAAAUGAAAUUAAAAAGAGAUUAUUCAAUGAAAGAGAUAUUUUAUUUCACGUGUUGUUUUCGAUCAAGCGUGUAAAAGAAGGAAACGCGAAAGUUUCGCCAACUGAGCGAAACUUGACGCAGUUUGUAAUGUUAAAGCUUGAAAGCUUUUUCCAAGUUGUCUCGCAAGACAGAUUGUAUAUUCCUUUGUUAAUUCUUACGUCUAAAGGCGAAUCGAAAAAUUCACAUUAAAAUAAUCGGAAAUGCGACGGCAAUGUACUAGUGGAACGCUGCGUAAUCAAGCGGGAAGUUCAGGGGCGACCUAGCAGCGUGCGUUCCUGAAUCCUAGAAACGUAACUCUUUUCCUUUCGUAUACCGCCUACUACUGGGACCUUACCAGUCGAGUUAACCGAGUGUCGCGCCUGGGGCGCUCCAGACUUUGUCCUGCGGUUAAAACUAUCCGAAAGCAUCGCAGUCGCGCUCCGGAACAAGGGACGACCGUUGAUCGGAGCGGUGACUUCGGUAUCCGCUGAACGCAGCGGAUGUAUUUUCUUAUUCUGUUUUGUGGCUCUUGCCCAAUCGUCUCACACAUGAGUUACGAGAAUGUAAUGCAACAAUCAUCGUUAUUGUCCUAAUAAAUCUUCACGUAUGAAUCCAUACGUCAAUCCUA
Ooceraea biroi (clonal raider ant) is the source of this 6216-nucleotide messenger RNA. It is a transcript of the gene Sol1, whose product is annotated as CUB domain-containing protein Sol1. The record is from RefSeq and is a predicted model, not a curated record. NCBI's taxonomy places the organism in Eukaryota, Metazoa, Arthropoda, Insecta, Hymenoptera, Formicidae. Gene Ontology annotation, cellular component: plasma membrane.